AUGGCGGCCUCCAGUGGUGUUGCCGCGGAUGGGGGCUCCAUCCCAAAAUGGCAAAUUGCGUUAGCGGUGGGGACGCCAGUUGCAUUGGGUUUCGGAUACUAUGUGUACAGAAGAUCUAAAGCGGAGAAGGAAGAUGCACAGAAGCCCUCGGAGACCAAGCAAGGGCCAAAAACCGCAAGCGACGACAGCGCCGCAAACGCCGCUAAGCCCACGCCGCCAGCACCGGAGACACCACUCCAGAAAGCACAGGCAGCAAAGAAUAAGGGCAACAAAUACUUCAAAGCCCAGCAGUACAAUGAUGCCAUACUUUGCUAUAACAUGGCCAUUGAGCUCUGCCCACCCGAAGAGACCCAAGACCUGGCCACCUUCUACCAGAAUCGUGCUGCCACUCAUGAGCACCUGAAGGACGCGGCUUCGGCGCGGCGCGACUGCGACCAAGCGCUGACGCUGAACCCGCGCUACGCCAAGGCGCUGCACCGCCGCGCCAAGGCCUGCGAGACGCUCGGCCAGCUGCGGCAGGCGCUGCGUGACGUCACCGCCGUCUGCAUCCUGGAGGGUUUCCAGAACCAGCAGUCGCUCAUGAUGGCCGACCGUGUGCUUAAGGAGCUCGGCAAGCAGCACGCGCAGCAGGCGCUGAAAAGCCGCGAGCCGGUCAUGCCGUCCAAGCACUUCGUGCAGACCUUCCUCUCGUCGUUCGCCGAGGAUCCGCUGGCCGACUGCUGGCGCAAGGACGCCGACGCGGCGCCGGCCGACGGCGAGCUCAGGGGCUGGGCCCGGGCGUGCCACGCCAUGCGCACCUCCAGCUACGAGGACGUGGUGCCGGCCUGCUCGGAGGAGGUGCAGGCGGCCGGGCCGCACCGGCUGCAGGCCACGCUCCUGCGCGGUACCAUGCAUCAGCUGACUGGCCAGAACGCCGCCGCCAAGGACGACUACUCGACCGUCAUCGAGGACAAUGCCUCCUCGGUCAAGCUGCGCGUGAACGCGCUGAUCAAGCGCGGCUCGAUCCAUCUGCAGCUGGACUCGCCCGAGACCAGCGUGGCCGACUUCAAGCGUGCCAUUGAGGCGGACGAGACCAACUCGGACAUCUACCACCACCGCGGCCAGAUCAACCUGCUGAUGGAGAUGGUGGACCAGGCCAUGGCCGACUUCGAGAAGGCCGUCACACUGAAGCCGGACUUCGCCAUCGCGCGCGUGCAGAAGGCCUACACCGACUACCGACACGCCGUCUCCACACAGAACAGACAGAAGGUGAUGGCGGUGAACGAGGAGUUUGAGAAGCUGAUCGCCAGCUUCCCGGACUGCUCCGAGUGUUAUGUUCUCUACGCGCAGGUGAUGGCCGACCAGGAGCGGUUCCAGGAGUCGGAUCAGCUGUUCAAGCGCGCCACAGAUGUCGACCCGGACCGCGCCACCGUCUACGUCCACAGAGGACUGCUGCAGCUCCAGUGGAAGGGGGACGUCAACGAGGCCACCAAGCUGAUCUCGCGCUCGCUGGAGCUGGACGACAAGAACGAGUUCGCCUACGAGACGCUCGGCACUAUCGAAGUGCAGCGGGGUAACCUGAGGCGCGCCAUGGAACUGUUUGACAAGGCGAUCCCGUUCGCGAAGACGGAGGCGGAGCUGUCGCACCUGUUCUCUCUGCGGGACGCGGCCGAGGCGCAGUCGGACGUGGCGCGCGAGUUGGGCAUCAGCGUGCCGACGCCGCCUGGCAUGUAGGCUGGCCAGCCGCCGCCGGCCGCGCCGCCCCUCGGAGCCACGAGGGGGCUUCCACCGCCGCCGCCGCCGCCGCCGCCGUGGAGGAGGAGGAGGAGGCGCCGGCAGCGUGCCGGUCGGAGGACGCGGCGCUCUCGGUCGCCGCGAGACGGUGGGGUGGACGAGGGCGGGCUGGUCGCCCCGGGAGGCGCGAGCGGCCAUGCCGCUGGCGUUCGGACCGUGGUGACGCCCGAAACAGGCGCUGCUGGGACGUGCGUCGGACCUUGUGAUACGUCUUGCUCCCGUGAGUGGCGCGCCAGGCGUGGCAUCGACUCGCGCUGUGCGGCAGAGGCUCGUGUUGGCCGGCCCACUCCUCUGGAAGGGUGCGCCGGCGACGCGGGGAUGCCCCGCUCUGUCCCGUUGAGGCCCGUCUGGCGCCGGGUAUGAAUGGGAGCCGCGCUGGCCGCUCAGCGGCGGGCUGCUGGUGGCGAAAGAUUGGAGUGGUUGGUAGGGUCCGGUUACGUGUGCUGGAAUUGAAUUACGAUAAUUUUAUAUGCAAUCUUGGUGUCAUUAGCGGGUGUGUCAGGCGUGCAGCUGCGCUGCGUGCACGGAGCGUUGCCAAUACAACUCUGACAUAUUCCA
Molecule: messenger RNA, 2331 nt
Organism: Pollicipes pollicipes
Lineage: Eukaryota; Metazoa; Arthropoda; Thecostraca; Pollicipedomorpha; Pollicipedidae
Gene: Tom70
Product: translocase of outer membrane 70
Exons: 11
Coding region: 1-1713 (570 amino acids)
Biological process (GO): protein insertion into mitochondrial inner membrane; protein import into mitochondrial matrix
Cellular component (GO): mitochondrial outer membrane
Molecular function (GO): protein binding; transmembrane protein transporter activity
Source: RefSeq, a predicted model, not a curated record